Messenger RNA from Vicia villosa (hairy vetch), 715 nucleotides. Its product is annotated as histone H2A.2. The record is from RefSeq and is a predicted model, not a curated record. Bases 69 to 518 code for a protein of 149 amino acids. The transcript has 2 exons. Gene Ontology annotation, cellular component: nucleosome. Gene Ontology annotation, molecular function: DNA binding; protein heterodimerization activity; structural constituent of chromatin. Lineage: Eukaryota; Viridiplantae; Streptophyta; Magnoliopsida; Fabales; Fabaceae.
UCUUCACAACUCAUCAACAUUCAAUUUUAACAAAGCACCGAAACCACAGCAAGAAUCUAGGGUUCGAAAUGGACGCAAGCACAAAGGCAAAGAAGGGAGCCGGAGGAAGGAAAGGAGGAGGACCAAGGAAGAAGUCCGUCACCAGAUCUGUUAGAGCUGGACUUCAAUUCCCAGUCGGAAGAAUCGGUCGAUUUUUGAAGAAAGGUAGAUAUGCUCAGCGUGUUGGUACUGGUGCUCCCGUUUACUUAGCUGCUGUUCUAGAAUAUCUUGCUGCUGAGGUUCUUGAGUUGGCUGGUAAUGCAGCACGUGACAACAAGAAGAACAGAAUUAGUCCAAGACAUUUGUUGUUGGCUGUGAGGAAUGAUGAAGAGCUUGGAAAAUUGCUAGCUGGUGUUACUAUUGCUCAUGGUGGUGUUCUACCGAACAUCAACCCUGUGCUUUUGCCAAAGAGGACUGAAAGUGCUUCUACUGCUACCAAGUCUCCUUCCAAAGCCAGGAAAUCUCCUAAGAAGGCUUAGAUUAGGAUCAUGAAUUGUGUGUAUAACUGAGUUCUAGGUCUUUUCUUAUGUAACAGAAUGAUUUAUUGCUUUUUAAAAUAUGUAAUUUGAUUUCACUGUGGAUGAUUAAGUAUUAUUAUGAACAAUUCGGUUGAAACGACUUGCUUCAACCGUUUUGUAUUUCCGCAUAUAUUUUAUUUAUCAGUUAUUUCUUACUA